Messenger RNA from Penicillium soppii, 681 nucleotides. RefSeq names its product spindle checkpoint protein MAD2. The record is from RefSeq and is a predicted model, not a curated record. Gene Ontology annotation, cellular component: cytoplasm; kinetochore; nucleoplasm. NCBI's taxonomy places the organism in Eukaryota, Fungi, Ascomycota, Eurotiomycetes, Eurotiales, Aspergillaceae. The transcript is spliced from 8 exons. Bases 1 to 681 code for a protein of 226 amino acids. Gene Ontology annotation, biological process: mitotic spindle assembly checkpoint signaling.
AUGCCUGAAGCCAAGGACAAAUCAAAGGUGCACAAGCUUUCCAUUAAAGGAUCGGCCAAGCUUGUGUCCGAAUUCUUUGAAUACUCGAUCAACUCCAUUCUCUUCCAACGAGGGGUGUAUCCUCCAGAGGAUUUCACAGCUAUCAAGAAAUAUGGCCUCAAUAUGCUCGUUUCGGCCGAUGAUCAGGUCAAAGCCUACAUCAAGAAGAUCAUGUCGCAAUUAAAAGAGUGGAUGCAGGGUGGAAAGAUCUCCAAACUUGUAGUUGUGAUCACCGACAAGGAGACCGGUGAACAUGUGGAGCGAUGGCAGUUUGACGUUGAAAUCUUUGGCAAGAAGUCCAAGUCUAAGAGCUCCCAAAAAGCCGGCGACAAGGAGAACAGUGUAGCAGCGGAUGCCGACCCUCAAUCCGCCGAGCCCGUUGAGAAGACAGAAAAGCAAAUUCAGGAGGAAAUCCAAGCUAUCUUCCGCCAGAUCACCGCCUCCGUCACAUUCCUCCCCGUCUUGGACGGAGAUUGCACCUUCAAUGUCCUUGUCUACGCUGAUGCCGACUCAGAUGUUCCCGUGGAAUGGGGCGACAGUGAUGCCAAGGAGAUUAAGAACGCCGAGAAAGUGCAAUUGAGAAGUUUCAGUACAAACAACCACCGAGUGGGGACUCUGGUCAGCUACCGGUUGGCCGAUUGA